UCAUUUUAAUACCAGCCUGAAUCAAACCAACCCGACCCGAAUUGAAACUGUUGAAGGUCAUUCCUUCUCAACUUCUCAUCUUCUGAAAAACUGUGGAUUGUGAUUAGAAACCCUAAACCCGCGAUCAAAGAAUGGCGACGGUGGAGGUGAGAAAGAGCACAACCGAAUCAGGGAGAGAAGAUAGCUGUUCAGCGAAGCCGAUGAAGCAAGGUGAAGGCCUGAAGCAGUACUACAUGCAGCACAUCCACGAUCUCCAACUCCAAGUCCGCCAAAAGGGUCAUAAUCUCAAUCGGCUCGAAGCCCAGCGUAACGAGCUCAAUUCUAAAGUGAGAAUGUUGAAGGAAGAGUUACAACUGCUUCAGGAGCCUGGAUCUUAUGUCGGUGAAGUUGUCAAAGUGAUGGGGAAGUCAAAAGUUUUGGUUAAAGUACAUCCUGAAGGCAAAUAUGUUGUUGACAUUGAUAAGAGCAUUGACAUAACAAAGAUUACUCCAUCAACCAGGGUUGCUCUUCGCAACGAUAGCUAUGUUCUCCAUUUGAUUUUACCUAGCAAAGUGGAUCCUUUAGUCAACCUUAUGAAAGUUGAAAAAGUUCCUGAUUCUACUUAUGAUAUGAUUGGUGGUCUUGAUCAACAAAUCAAGGAGAUUAAGGAGGUUAUUGAGCUUCCUAUUAAACACCCUGAAUUAUUUGAGAGUCUUGGAAUUGCCCAACCAAAGGGAGUACUGCUUUAUGGACCUCCAGGAACUGGGAAAACACUGUUGGCAAGAGCUGUUGCACAUCAUACUGAUUGUACCUUCAUUAGGGUUUCUGGCUCUGAACUAGUGCAAAAAUAUAUUGGAGAAGGCUCUCGAAUGGUGAGAGAACUUUUUGUAAUGGCCAGAGAACAUGCUCCGUCUAUUAUAUUUAUGGAUGAAAUUGAUAGCAUUGGGUCAGCUAGAAUGGAAUCAGGAAGUGGGAAUGGUGACAGUGAAGUGCAACGCACAAUGCUUGAGCUCCUUAACCAGCUUGAUGGAUUUGAGGCAUCAAACAAGAUCAAGGUAUUGAUGGCCACAAACCGUAUAGAUAUUCUGGAUCAGGCCCUUCUCAGACCAGGAAGAAUUGACCGAAAAAUUGAAUUUCCAAAUCCGAAUGAAGAGUCUCGCUGGGAUAUCUUGAAGAUUCAUUCUAGGAAAAUGAACUUGAUGCGUGGGAUUGAUCUAAAGAAGAUAGCAGAAAAGAUGAAUGGUGCUUCUGGUGCCGAACUUAAGGCUGUUUGUACUGAAGCGGGGAUGUUUGCUCUACGAGAAAGGAGGGUCCACGUGACACAGGAAGAUUUUGAGAUGGCAGUGGCGAAGGUGAUGAAGAAGGAUACAGAGAAGAACAUGUCAUUGCGCAAGCUAUGGAAGUAAGUAAUUGAGACGUAGGUCGUCCCAGUUGUCAUCUGGCAACACCGAAUGCUUGCUAGUUUUUGAGUCAGACUUGGAAGAAAUUGUGUAUGUUUUUACGAUGCAUAACGCACGAAUGUACCCGUCCUAUUAAAUACAGUUUUACACUUCUUGUUAACUGCUCACAAAACAAUCAAAACGUUACGCAAA
Molecule: messenger RNA, 1571 nt
Organism: Ipomoea nil (Japanese morning glory)
Lineage: Eukaryota; Viridiplantae; Streptophyta; Magnoliopsida; Solanales; Convolvulaceae
Product: 26S protease regulatory subunit 8 homolog A-like
Exons: 9
Coding region: 132-1385 (417 amino acids)
Biological process (GO): proteasome-mediated ubiquitin-dependent protein catabolic process
Cellular component (GO): proteasome regulatory particle, base subcomplex
Molecular function (GO): proteasome-activating activity; ATP binding; ATP hydrolysis activity
Source: RefSeq, a predicted model, not a curated record